Salvelinus namaycush (lake trout) is the source of this 2192-nucleotide messenger RNA. RefSeq lists its product as uncharacterized. NCBI's taxonomy places the organism in Eukaryota, Metazoa, Chordata, Actinopteri, Salmoniformes, Salmonidae. The record is from RefSeq and is a predicted model, not a curated record. The transcript is spliced from 3 exons. Gene Ontology annotation, biological process: DNA integration. Gene Ontology annotation, molecular function: nucleic acid binding. The coding region runs from base 1 to 2100 and encodes 699 amino acids.
AUGUAUGUAGUGCUUGAUGAACAGAGUAACAAAUCUCUGGCCAAGACAGAGUUUUUCAAUCUCUUCAACAUCAAUGACAACUCUGCUCCAUACACCAUGAAGACCUGUUCUGGGGUAACAGAGACUUCAGGCAGGAGAGCCGUCAACUUCAUGGUGGAGUCUAUAGACGGACACAUGCAGCUAUCUCUCCCUACUCUGAUAGAGUGUGAUAUGAUGCCAGACGAUAGGACGGAGAUUCCCUCCCCCGACAUUGCGUAUCAUCAUCCCCAUCUGCAACCAGUUAUGGACAAAAUUCCAGCUGUGGACCCAGACGCUCCCAUCCUCCUGCUCUUAGGACGAGACAUCUUAAGGGUACACAAGGUACGAGAGCAAAUCAAUGGGCCCCACGACACUCCUUAUGCACAGCGACUCGACCUCGGGUGGGUCAUCGUGGCUGUUGAGAUGUAUGAACUGAUCAGAGACGAAAUGGACAUUGAUGUAAAUGCGGCCAAGUUCUACACAGACAAGCCUCACACAGACGCAGAGAUUCGACCAGACGUCACUGUCUUCGCCUCUAAGGUUUCUGGAGCUCAACUCGGCUCUCAUCGCUUUGAGAGGUUCUCAAGCUGGAAAGCUCUCAAUCGAGCCACAGCACGACUCAUUCAUGUUGCCAGAUCCUUCCAUGAAGGUGCGGACAACACCAGCUGCAGAGGCUGGCAUGACUGUAAUAAACCAUGCGGUACAAGUGAGUUGUCACAAGCCAAAACAGCAAUCAUUCACUGUGUGCAACAUGAAGCCUUCAGAGAGGAAUUCAAAUGCCUUGAAAAAGGAAAAGAGUUCCCUAAACAAAGUACACUCAAAAAGCUGAACCCAGUGAUUGAUGAGGAUGGGUUGCUGAGGGUGGGAGGCCGCUUAUCCUCCGCCGACAUGUCACAAGACGAAAAACAUCCUCUCAUCAUCCCACGGACACAUCAUGUCGCCACCCUGCUGGUAAGACAUUAUCACGAGCAAGUGGCUCACCAGGGCCGUCAUUUUUCAGAUGGAGCUAUUCGAGCAGCAGGCUUCUGGAUUAUUGGGAGCAAACGUCUGGUCUCUGGUAUCAUUCACAAGUGUGUCACCUGCCGCAAGGUUAGAGGAAGGUUAGUUGACCAAAAGAUGGCUGACUUGCCUGCAGACAGACUCUCAUCUGAACCACCAUUCACCAGCGUUGGACUUGAUGUGUUUGGACCAUGGAAUGUCAUAACUCGUCGCACUAGAGGUGGUAGUGCAGACUCCAAGCGCUGGGCGGUGCUCUUUACAUGUAUGUCUACUAGAGCAGUCCAUAUCGAGCUCAUCGAAUCCAUGUCCACAUCCAGCUUCAUCAACGCGCUGAGGCGUUUUUUCUCUAUCCGUGGUCCAGCAAAAGUGCUACGCUCUGAUCGAGGUACAAACUUUAUAGGUGCCUGCAGGGAACUGGGUAUCGACACAAAUGACUCAGAACUGACUAAAUACCUCUCAGAUAAGGGAUGUACUUGGAUAUUUAAUCCUCCACACUCGUCUCAUAUGGGUGGUUCUUGGGAGAGACUCAUUGGGGUUGCCAGACGUAUCCUUGAUGCUAUGCUGUUUCAGACGGGCUCCACUCGUCUCACACAUGAGGUCUUGAGCACUCUUAUGUCUGAAGUUAUGGCAAUAAUCAAUGCGAGACCCCUAGUGUCAGUGUCAACCGACCCUGACAUGCCUGCCAUUCUCACACCCUCAAUGUUACUGACACAAAAGACCAGCGCUACCUCAGCCCCUUCUGGAUACUUCAGCAUGAACGACCUUCAUGGAAAACAGUGGAAGCAAGUCCAGUGUCUCGCUGACACCUUUUGGAAAAGGUGGAGACAGGAGUACCUGACAACGCUGCAGAGACGCAGAAAAUGGACAGCAGAAAAGCCAAAUGUAAAAGUGGGAGACGUUGUCUUAUUGAAAGACAGUCAGGCACACAGAAAUGACUGGCCAGUCGGGCUUGUGGUCAAAACCUUUCCCAGUACUGACAAAAAGGUUAGGAAAGUAGAACUAAAAAUUGUCAAGCAAGGAGCUGCUAAGGUGUUUCUGAGACCAAUCUCAGAGAUUGUUGUUCUUCUUUCUGAAGCAUCCUAGAGACAAAAGAUACAAAUAGAAAGGACAUUAUUUGUUUCUUGAUAUGUUUUAUUUCAUAGUGGCACAAUUUCAUUAUACCAGGCGGGGAGUGU